This is a messenger RNA of Aedes albopictus (Asian tiger mosquito), 3684 nucleotides long. RefSeq names its product NF-X1-type zinc finger protein NFXL1. The transcript has 6 exons. Gene Ontology annotation, biological process: regulation of DNA-templated transcription. Gene Ontology annotation, molecular function: DNA-binding transcription factor activity, RNA polymerase II-specific; RNA polymerase II transcription regulatory region sequence-specific DNA binding; zinc ion binding. The coding region runs from base 166 to 2853 and encodes 895 amino acids. The record is from RefSeq and is a predicted model, not a curated record. Gene Ontology annotation, cellular component: nucleus. Lineage: Eukaryota; Metazoa; Arthropoda; Insecta; Diptera; Culicidae.
UUAACACAAGCAAGUGAAUCGCUGUCAAAAUUUGAUCUCAUUUUUGCACCACGUCAGAACUGAUGGAACGGUUCAGGUAGUAUCAAAGCUUUGUUCCCUCUGUUCCACACUAGUUUUUGAACGGUAGCUUGUUUCGUCGACGUCCAAAGAGUAAUCUGUUCCAAGAUGUCUCACCGCAACCGACCUCAUAAGAAUAACACUCAAUCAGCCAAUCCGUGGCAUAAGAAUAGCACCGGCGUCGAUGGUCCCAAUCAGAAACAAUCGCGUGGUGGUGGCACCUCCAACACUGGAAAGAAACUGUCCCAACAAUCGAACUCAUGUGGGGACAAUUUCCUGAAGCAGUCAGAGGAAAAGUUCCAUCAGGCCCAUCGGAAGCAUGUCGAGUCGGCUAAAAAGUACACCCAGCAGUAUGAGUCCAGCGAGGAUGAAGACGAGGGUGGUUCUGCAUCACAGGAUAUACUGGGCAGUGUGCUGAAAAAUUACGUCGGUGCUGGGAUGGACAUAGGAAAAACGCAGGAGUAUCUGCAAAACUUACUGGAGUCACGGUCGGCUGUAUGUUUGAUCUGUAUCGGAACGGUGAAACGGGCGGAUCCGAUAUGGUCCUGCCAGAGUUGUUUUACCUUCUUCCAUUUGCUGUGCAUCCAACGGUGGGGUAACGAUAGUAUCUCACUAAAGCGCAUCAGUCACGAACAGCAAGAAGGAUAUUACAACAACCAGGGAGAAUACAUUCCGAAACCGGCGCUGUCGGUGCACUGGGAUUGUCCCAAGUGCCGCAAGGAAUACGAACCGGUCGACAUACCUCGGCAUUACGAUUGUUUCUGUGGCAAGGAGCAAAAUCCGCAGAACCAUCUCUGGUUGAUUCCGCACUCCUGUGGGGAGACUUGCUCGAAACGGUUGGUACCGAACUGUGGCCACAGUUGUGUCCUACUGUGCCAUCCGGGUCCGUGCCCACCAUGUCCGCAAACGAUAUCCGUUGCGUGCAAGUGUGGCCAAUCGGCCAAGAAGACCAUCAGGUGUUCGCAGCGAACCUGGACCUGUUUGAAAACGUGUAAACAAAAACGAAACUGUGGGAUUCACGAGUGUGGCGAGAUUUGUCAUUCUAGCGAUGACUGUCCGCCUUGCAAAAGUCGGAGCAAGCAGAAGUGUCUGUGCGGAGCUAAAACCAAGGAAGUCAAUUGUUCCGAAUCUCGGUGGCAAUGCGGCAAGGUAUGCGGUAAAAUGUACGCGUGUGGGUUGCAUCACUGUGAGCAGGGCUGUCACGAAGGGGAUUGUGGCGAGUGUCCGAUGGGUCUGCCGAGGACAUGCCCUUGUGGCAAAACCAGCUCGGUGGCGGCUUGUUCGGAGGAAAUCGGAACCUGUGGCGACACGUGCCAGAAGUUCCUGGAUUGUGGCGAACACCGAUGCAGUGAGCGAUGCCAUCCGGGAAAGUGUGGCCAAUGCAUGGAACUGGUGAAGAGACCUUGCCGAUGUGGAAACAUGACCAAGGAAGUGACCUGCCACAAGCAACUGAACUGUGAAACCAAGUGUAAGAAUAUUAGAAGCUGCAACAAACAUCCCUGUAAUAGGAAAUGCUGCGAUGGUCAAUGUCCGCCUUGUGACAAACUAUGCGGAAAAACGCUACCAUGUGGGAAGCAUAAGUGCUCCUCCAUGUGCCACCAAGGUCCAUGCUAUCCGUGCAAUCAGAAAGCUACAGUCAAAUGCAGAUGUGCCGGAACUACGCUGGAGGUUCCAUGUGGUCGCGAGAAAAAGGUCGGCACCGUCAAGUGCCGUCUACCGUGCCGCAUUGCGUCAAAGUGUCACCAUACCAAUCCGCAUCACUGCCAUCAAGGAGAUUGUCCACCCUGUCAGCAAGUAUGUGGGUUGAAAAACGACACCACCAACUGUGAGCAUCCUUGCGAGGUCAAAUGCCAUGAUGCUGUGAAAGUUGUAACCAAGGAUAAGAAUUUCAAACCCGUUGGUCCGUGGGAUGCUCCUACGGAGAUAGUUGAAAUCAAACGGCUGCCGCAUCCUCCGUGUGAAAUUAAGGUACCCGUAACCUGCAUUGGAGGCCAUGAAACGUCCCUUUGGCCGUGCUACAAUUCUAAGCCUACAUCUUGUGGCAGAGAGUGCGGUCGAGCCUUGAAGUGUGGAGUUCAUACGUGUCCCAAGCAGUGUCAUGUGGUGAAAAACCUCAACUCGACCGAGGAGGAACCCAAGUGUCAGUCCUGUACGGCUGGAUGUGCCAUUCCAAGACCAAAUGGAUGCAGCCAUCCGUGUAAGAGACCAUGCCAUCCUCCUCCGUGCUAUCCGUGUCAGGCUCCCACAAAAACCACCUGCCAUUGCGGUUUGACGCAGAUUUUCUACAAAUGUCAUGAAUUCUACAGCAACGACAAGUCCGAAGAUGAACUGAAACUCUUCAGAGAGCAAGUACUGAGCUGCGGACAGAAAUGUAUUAAAAAUUUCCCCUGCGGCCACCGUUGCAACUCCACGUGUCACUCCGGUGACUGUCCAAAUCCGGAGUCGUGUAGCAAAAAGGUGAAAAUAACCUGCGAAUGCCGCUCCCGCAGAAUGGAGGUCAACUGUGCAGCGCGUACGAAAUCCAAGGCACUGGAGUGUGACGAAAAUUGUGAGAAGGUCAAACAGAAUCGAACCCGCGAGCGUAGCGACAGGGAAAGGCUCCAACGCGAACAGGAGGAAGCGGAAAAUCAACGUGCUCUGGAAGAGUACGAGAAGAAGUUCGGCCCCAAGAAGUACCGAGAACGGAAACGAACCCAGGUGGAGGAAACCAAAGAGGCGAACUAUUUGCUUUAUGGCCUGGUGUCGGGGGGAAUUCUCUUGGUGGCUGUUAUGGUUUAUUUCGUGCUAGUUAAUUAGGUAGAGGUAAAUUGAAGCUUAUAGAAAGUAGGUACCGUAAUCUGGGGGGUAGUUGAUCAGCGGGGUGAAGUUGAUCACAAUGGGGUCCACGUCCUUCAACAGCUGAGGACGCCACAAUUCUGUUUCAAUGGAAGAACUUUUGAUGUAAAUCGAUCGUGUGAAUAUAUUUGAAGAAUUUUUGAAAUUUUUAUGGCAAUUGUGACAGAUUUUACAUAAAAAUAUCGACUUUUUUGGAUGCGUAUUGAAACUCGGUGAAAAGACUGCCUUUAAAAAAAUCGCCUCCCAGCAAUGCCUUGUAUAUCAGAUGACUCACAAAACACUUUAAUUUAUUCAAGGUAGGCUUAUUGAACAUAGCUUUGGGUUAAAUUUGAUGUUAACAUAUAAGUUUUAUUCAUAAAAAGCAUAUUUUUGCGAAAGUAACACGUUUUUUAGGGCAAUUGCGUACCUUUAGGCGUUUAAUGUGGGUGAUUCUGUAACUUACUAAACUUUAUUUUAUUUUUAACAUACAAAUUACAUCAGCUGUGAGAAUUUUAAAAACUUUUUCAGAUUCAGCAUCAUCAAAUUUAAUUUGUUCAAUAAUUUUCCAUUCUUAGAAUGUUAUGUCGGUUGGUCAACUUUACCCCGGAUUGAAAGUUUUCAAAUUUGGCCAUUUGAGCAAUUUUUAUAAAAUUUAGCAAUUUCUUGUAAGAAUUUCGUUUACGGAAUUUGAAGCAGAUCCACUCAGUACAUGUUUGUAAAAAUAUUUGUUUGGAGUCAUGGGUAUUGUACUUGAUUUUAUUCAAAAGAAUAGAGGAAAAGUGAUCAACUUCCCCCCAGAUUACGGUAUAGGCG